This is a messenger RNA of Vitrella brassicaformis, 4041 nucleotides long. NCBI's taxonomy places the organism in Eukaryota, Vitrellaceae. The record is from the annotation of a GenBank genome assembly.
UCACUGGCUCGACUCAUCCGCCGGCGACUCCUGCACCGCCAGCAUCUGAGACACGGGCAGACAGACAUUGUGGACAUAUCGGUGCAACCGACACAGAAAUCGAGGACGACUUAGAAAGUUCUUGUGCACGACUUACGGGCGCUGGCUUGCCUUCUCGACGGACCCUCUCCAGCUCCUCUUUGAGGGACUGAAUAGAGACACAUACACAGCAGAUAGAGAUAGAGCCGGCGAUUGAGAAGAUGUGUCCUGGUUGGUCACUCACGUCGUUCUCUCUCUGCAGCUUCUCAAUGAACUUCUGCAGUGUGGCUUCCCGCAAAGAUGACUCAUGCAGCUCAUUCUGGAAAGACGCGAUGCGGUCCUCCAUACCCUUGGCCGCGGCGGCGCCCUCGACGGAGGAUGCCUUCAUGCCAUCGAUAUCGCCUUGCAGUGUCUCGACUCGGCCAGCCAGAUCCUUGUUGGCCUUCGACAUCUCCUCCUUCUCCGCUGUAAGGGACGCGAUGCGGUCCUCCAUAUCCUUGGCCGCCGCGGCGCCCUCGACGGAAGACGCCUUCAUGCCAUCGAUAUCGCCUUGCAGUGUCUCGACUCGGCCAGCCAGAUCCUUGUUGGCCUUCGACAGCGCCUCGAUCGUCAUUUUUUCUUCUUCGAUCUGCUGAGUCAAGCCACUGAUCGUCUUCUGGGUGUCCGCAGCGUCCAGCACCCCUUGUGCUGCAGUCGACCGCAGUGACGAAACCUCCGCCUCCAAACCCUUCGUUGCCGAAUGGGCGCCCGCCAGCUGCUCGUCUACCGUCUGCAAGCAGCAAUGACAGACCAAUAGGGAGUGGCUCAUGGCCGCUGGACUAGUGAUUGGUAAUACCUUCCUUUCUGCCCUUAAUGUCUCGAUUUCCCCCUCCCUCUCAGCCGCGGCUUGCUGCGCACUCGCCAGUGCGCUCUCCAGUUCCGCGAUUGCCUUGGCGUGCUCCUCUAAAGUGGCACUGGCAGCUGUCUGCGCGGCGGAUACUUCGGCCUCCAAGCGCGUCUUGGCAGAGUUUGCCGCCUCAAGAUCAGCUGUAAGCUGCUGCUGGGCCUUGUCCUGCUCUACCUGGCUCUCGUAGAGUCGUUUAAGCUCAUCUCUCGCCGCCUGUUGGAAACCAGAAUGCUCAUUUUUGCGCGCAAAGACGUGAGUGAAGGGGCAACGUGACUCUUACGCUGCUCUGUUGAGUGACAGCGUUCAACUCGGCCCGCAGCUUGGAGAGCUGCUCCUCUGCCGCCGUGGCUGCCUGCUCGGCUCCCUGACAUCAACCAAUGCAUGAUGCCACACAAACGACAUGCCAUAUGAGACACGAAUACAUUUGCAGAUAGAGCCUACGUACUUGCUUUUCUGCCUUGAGCGAUCGGAUGGUCUCGGCGUCUUGUUCGGCCUUCCGGUGCGCCUCGGUCACUUGGGCCUCCAGAUGCGACACUCGGUUGGAUGUAGUGGCCCACUCAAUAGACGCCUGGGCAUUCGAUGCUUGGAGGCCCGACAGCUGUGAUUCAAGGGCGGAGGAUGAAGACUUUAGAGACUCGAUCGUCGCCGUCAGUUCCUCGUUCUCUUGCUGAAGCUUGCGUGUCGACUCCUGCAGCUUCGUCUUGUCUUCUCCGAUCGUCUGCAAAGGAAGAUAUGCAUACAGAGCACAUGACGGCUGCAGGGUCAAAGCCUUGCGCGCAGCAUGUCGUCCCACCGUGAUCGUCGUCGUGAGCUUUUCGAUCUCGUCGCUCUUGCUUGUCAGCUGCUCCUUGAGCUUGCCUGCCACCCACUCGCCCUGGUCCAGCAACUGCUGCAGCUCGUCGCGCUGCUUGGCCAGCUGCUGCGCGGCCUCCGUCUUAGUUGCCAGUUCGUCCUCCAUGUUCUUGAGAGAGUCUUGGAGGUCUGGCACACGCGCCGCUUCACUCUCCAGUGACCGAUUCUUGUCCUCAAGCAGACGCAUCUUCUCUUGCAGCUGAAUGAUGGACCCACAGCACACACACAGCGUCCAGGUGAAAGACCACAUUGUCCUGCCAGGCCGAGUAUGACUGCGCCUCUCUUACCUCGGCUGUCUCGGCUGCCAGAGAUUCGUCUGCUCUGACAGCCAUGUCACUGGCCUGAGGACCGGGGAGAGCAGAACAGGUGCAUGGUGUCUCUCGAUCGGUCCAGGGCCCAUCCGCGGCCCUUUACUCACCUUCUUCGCCGAAUCCAGCUCCGACUUGAGCCUCGCCAUCGCAUCAUCCCUCUCUUUGAGCCGCUUCUCCAACUGAGUCCGCGUCUCCUCGCCUUUCUGCAGUUCCAUCUCCAGCUCGGCAUUGCGCUGCACCAAAUCCUCCUCCAAGUCAUCCAUCUCGUCAGCAAGACUCAUCUCCACCACAGGGGCUGACAUGCGGCGCGUGCCACGACGCGAAAAAGAGGCGGACAGAGUGUCGCGCUUCGAGGAGGAGGCUGGCGAUGGAGUGACGGUGGCUUCGCUCUGGAUGGCGGCUUCGGCUGCCUGGAUGGAGACUGCUGCUGGUGAUGGUCGGCCUCUGGGGCUCUGCAGCACGCCUGGGACGCGAGGCGUCUUGGGGUCCUGGCCUCGCUCCGUCAUGAAACCGCUGGAAAGUCGGAACAAAUGCGUGAUGCUGGACAGAGAAACUAAGCCAUUCACCUGGUCUGUGCCAUCUGCGCCUCCAUCAGCUUGCUUCGGAGUGUGUCGACCUCAGUGUUGAGGUUGGAUGCCUGCGUGCGCUGCCCCUCCAUCAGGUUCUUCAGUUCGCUGAGCUCGCGAAGCCGAUCAGCCUGAAGCAAGACGAGGCAAGCAGGGCAGGUCGACCAAUGUGUAUGUCGUGUGCAGUGCCACCUACCGCGAGGGCUUCAAGUUGCUGUUUCUGCUGCUGGUCUGCCCUGGACUGGGCCAGCAGGUGGACGUUCUUCUCCAUCUCGUCUCUCAGACGCGUCUGACAAGGCAACCGUGAUUCAUGUCGUCAUGCCUUCAUAAUAGAUCCCACGGUGUCUCCCCCACCUCACCUGAGCGUCCGCCUCCUUCCCCCUCAGCUCGGUGAUGAGCGCCUCCAGUGCUUCGAUCUGCUCCGACAUGUCCUCCUUUCCUUUUUCAAAUUCGCUACGCAGCUUCACCUCAUCCUCAAACACACGUGACUUCCUUCCCCCUGGUCGAAAAGUCCCACGAUGAGUAAGGGCACCGGUGGGUGUCACCCUGCCGUCAGAGGCCUUUCCUUGCGAGGCCACAUCGCUGAAGUCCACUGACUUCUCCCUUGCUGAUCGGCCGGCGCCGGCUUGCAGGUUGAGAAGGCGUCGGUUCGCCUUUUGCUGAGUCUCGGCCUUCUCCUCGGCCUCCUUGACUUUCUCUUGAAGCGUGAUUUGGCGCUCUGUCUCGAUGUCGAUCUUGCGCUGCGCUUGCUCUAACUUGUGCUUGAGCUAGUCGACCUGCUCUCGAAGCUCCCUCUCGAUAUCAUGUAGCCUUGACACAUACAAGGUGCAGAGACACACAUGGGAGAAGAGUGCACUUGUGUGUGGCCCGCCGCCGGGUGCCCUCACUCUUGGUUUUCCCGCAGAAGGGACGCGUUGCGCUUCCGCAUCUGAUGCGCCUGCUGCUGCGCUCUUCGCACCUCUGCCUUGGCCAGAGAGUCCGCGUGCUCCUCAUCGGACGACUCUUCACUGCCAUGUGUCUCGAACACCUCCGUGCCACGCUUGUCUCUGGAACGGCGGGAGGUCUCAUUAGCGUCCUGAUCUAUGCCGAGGUCCGCCAGCAGAGUGUUCACACGGCCACUGAUGUCGCUGGAUCGUCGACCUCCUGAGCGUCCAGUGGCGCUUGUUGGCGAGAGGCGGCUAGAGGGGGUGUCUUGCUGCACGAUGUGCUUUUGCAGCCGCAGGUUCUCCUGUUUCAGGCGACGGACUUCGCUGUUGAGUUGCUCGAUGGUUGGCGAAAGGUAAGCGGCGGGGCUCGGCUCCAUGUCCGGUUGCGCCGUGGGGGAGGGCGCCCUCGGCAACUCCUCAGGCUCCACCCCCAUCUUCUUGUUGUCGACGUUCAGAGAGUGCGGCUGGGCGGAGGGAAGCAU